UCAUCACAUUGUGCCAAAGUUCAAGUAAACAGCACUUGCUUCUGCGGGACAAUGUAAGCGGAACUCCGGUUUUACUAAUGUGUGUGUUUUGUGAAUGACAGUGUGAAAUCGAUGCAGGAUUCCGUGAGAAACGACCAGACAUUCGACGGAUUACAAUACUGGCAACCAAAUGUAAGGAAGUAGGCAAGAAAUCCAAAAUGUCUAAUAAGACAUUUAACAUGUCCGCUGAAGUGGAGCACACAGUUCCUUUGCCCCAACGAGCCCUGCAGCUGGACCUCUCAUCUGAGUGUCGUUACAGCAACUUGCUGUCCACUUCUCCUGACUCCAUGAGUAGUAUUUCCAACCUGAGUAACCGUGAAGAAAUCAGCUCCCCUGAUGUCAACAUGCUUCAGUGCUGUAUCAGCGACUGUUCCCCUGUGGAUAAUCCUUACAACAACACCUUUCAACAAAGUAAUGUGCUCUGUAGUGUCAGCACAAACCUGAACCAAACAUUCAUUGCCACACCUGUGAAUGGCAGUGUGGAUUUCUGGAACGAGAACAUGACUGUAUGGAGCAACCAUGAGGCAGGAUCAGAGAAGUUCCAGACUUGUAGUAAGACCACAGAGGAUGGAAGUUACAGUGCAGUGACAUCUCCAGACUCUGCUGACCGGGAGAGCCAACCUGGUUCGUGUGAGACCUCCCGUAGAGGAUCCACUGAGAAUGACUACUCCUCACUGAGUUCUGGGGAAAUGGUAAUACGGAACAACAGUUUUUGUCUAGAGGACCAGUCGCUUUUGGUAGUCUCGUCCCUGGAGGAGACAUCAUUCUCUUUACCUGCUGGUCAUCCAGCAUUGCCUGCUGAAUCUAACCUGCUGUCAACCGCUCUGCAGGAUGUAUGUGAAAAAUCCCCAGAAAAAGUUGCUGAGGAGAACAUAGACCAUUUGUGUCUUGGCAUGACAUUCACCCAGGCAGAGCUCCCCACUGAAGAAAAUGAUGUAGCAGCAUCCAACUCUCUUGUUGCUCUGCCAAGUGAGAGUGAAGGAGGUCUUUUGAUGACCUUUGUCUGUGAAACAUCUCCUGCAGAUUGUGGAAAAGAGGCUCAGUUUACAAUUGCUGAAGCACAGAUGCCUCAUUUCCCUGAUGCAUUGACACCAGAACAAGGCAAAACCUUUGUGUCCACUCUGUCAGCCGUGCAAGACACUGAUAAGGAUAUUCAUACUUCCACACCAAUACAACACGUUGGGAACAAGAUACCCAGCCUCCCUUGCUUUUCAGAGUCUCCCUGCACUGGAAACACUGGCAACCCUGGACUCCACCCCGUUAAACAGCAGCAGAUAUCUAUAACUCCUAAGCAACGUUUGAUUGCAGGACUGCUGCCUUCAGCCAGCAAGGUCAAAAAAAUGGAAAUCAAAAAGUUUCCCAAGUCGGACUUUAGCAGUGUAAAAUCUAAAGUUGUGACAAGAAAUGUGCAUCACAUGUCAGUGCCAGGCUCUGCUUCACAACACAAACCAUCACAUAUUAAUGUGAACAGCAGUCACACUGAAGCACAAAGAGGUGCAGCUAUCAGGAUUAGUCCUGCCAAAGUAAGGAGUAGCACUGCAGUUGUCUCUACCAACACCCAGAUGAUCAGUAAUGCACAGGGACAAGUGAAUACUGGGACUGGUAAUUUAUACACGGCAGUGAGGCAAUCAUUCAGGCACCGUGCUGCAGAUAGACAAGGCAAGAGUCCAACUACCCUACCUUGCCACCAGUUGCAAGCACCUGCAAAAAAACGUGCUUCAGCAGUCCAAUGCAUUAAGGCCAUCUCUGAAACAAAGCAUGCAGCCCUGAGCCAAGUGGCUGACACUGCAGCACAGCAUGCUGGCAACAAGACUUUGUGCCUCUCGUCCUUAGAAAAAUCCCUUGAGGGAAGUGGCCAAGCAGAUCCCAAACAAAGUCCGAAGAAGGAUAUGUCAAACAAAAUUGAGGUCAGGUCAGGCUCUGCGUUAGGUCAGGACAAGUCUCCUCUCCUCAAGUCGCGGCUUCGCUGCUCAUCCGAGAGUUCAUCAUCAUCAUCUAGGCCACCCAAGGAGAAAAAAAACACUCUAAGGCUCUCAAAUAGCUUUACCAUUCCCAAAACUAACACCCACCUGGCCAAGACCAAACCAGGAAACCUGAACUGCUCUUCCCAGAGUAAGCAGGCCAUACAGGCUGAGGCAUACAGGUCUGCGGAAAACUCCGCCAGAGAAGUUAAAAAGAUCAGCCUGCUGACAGAGUCCAGCAAAUCGACAACAGCAGGAGUUUCAUUCAGUGAUAAGAGUAAGAGCGGAUUUCGAGGAUGGCCGUGUCCUAGACGAACAAGAGGAGGGCCACUUUCACAUGCUUCAGCUGCCAGUCCAAGACCAGACACUCUGUCAACCAGGCAGAGGCAGACAACCCUGGGGAGGGAUGAAUGCAGGACCUCCACAGCUGUGGGGACACCACAGUCCAAGCAGAAGACCAGUGCAGGCAGUCAGACAGCACAGGCAGCAGGAGAGCAAUCCCCGGGAACUGCCUUUACAGCAAGUAUUAAGCUCCAAGUGAUUGAAUCCCGACCCCCUCAGACACCCUUUCGCCCCUCUCUUGGCCUUCCCCCUACUCCUGCUUCUAGACCACCACGCAAGACCCAGGGACCAUCCAAGAGCCUUACUGAAGCCAGUGUUCACUCUGAGCUGAAUGGAGGUGCUGGUAGUAAACAAGUUUCUGGGCGAGCUGCACAUAAACCAACCCCAUUAAAAACUGUGCUGAAAAGUAGACUCAUCACCACGCCUGUGAAAAACACUGGACAAUCUUUGGCCUCGGUAUGCAAACCUGCUGCUUCCACCAGCAAAGCAGCCUCAAAUUCUACAGUUAGUCAUCUGAAAAGAAGCGCUUCUGCACGAUUUGUUCGUGUAACGUCAAGUGGACCUGAAAUGUUAUGGUCUCCAAAGCUCUCCCUGUCAAACAUCCACGUGCGUCUGACAGCCAAGGGUUUACUUCGAAACAUUCAGCUGCUGUCAGGAUGCAGGAAGAGCACUGUGGUUUUCCAAGCAGUGGACAAGAACAAACCCAAGACCAGCUCCCACCAGCAGCCCGCUCAGCAGCAAGCAUCCCAACCAAGCCAGAGUAAUGGACCCCCGGAUGUGGUACCAGCAAGUGUUGCUGAGGGUGGGAGAAAGGAUCGGAGCAUCCAGCAGCUCAGAGAACUCCUUGCAGCUAGUAACUGUAGAUUUGAAGCAGUCUCCAUCGUAUUGCAGCAAAUCUUGGCCGAGCGUGAUGAAGCAACAAGGCAGUGCAGGGAUCUCUCCCAGGAGCUGGUCAACCUUCGAGGAGAACUGGUGUGCUCCGUCCAUUCUUCUGAACGUCUGGAGAAGGAGAGGGAUGAGCUGCGUGUUGCCCUGGAGGACACCCUGCAGAAAGUGCAGAAGCAGCACCAGAAGGACCUGGCUGAGCUGGAAGAAAGACUGCAGGCCUUUUACCAGGCUGAGUGGGAUAAGGUCCACCUCUCCUACCAGGAGGAGGCUGACAAGUGCAAGACGCUCAUGCAACAGCAGAUAGGAGAUCUUAAAGCCGACCACGAAGCCACGAAGGUGGAACUUGAGCAGCGCCAUGCAGAACAGCUGCGGUGUGAUAAACAGCAGUAUGAAAUGUCACUGGAAGAGCUCUGCAAAAUUCACACUCAGGAGCUGCAGUCUUUGGACAAAUCUUUGAAAGAUGCAGAAGCCGCUCUGUCUGGACAGAUAGAAGCUCUGACUGUGGAAAACAAAGCCCUAGCUGAGAAGUUAACUGCAGAGGAGAACAGGAGGAAGCAGCUGGCCGACAAGAGUCAGAAGGACUCCCACACCCUGUAUCUGGAGCAGGAGUUGGAGAGCCUGAAAGUGGUGCUGGAUAUUAAAAACAAACAGCUCCACCAACAGGAAGAGAACCUGAUGGAGAUCGACAAACUGAAAGAGAAGAAUGUGAAGCUGAAUGAGAGCCUUAAUAAGGCCCAGCAGGAGAAUGAGGACCUCAAAGCCCGCUUGGAUAGACAUACUGCCCUGUCAAGACAGCUGUCAACAGAGCAAGCAGUGCUGCAGGAAUCCCUUCAGAAGGAGUCCAAAGUGAAUAAGCGUUUGUCGAUGGAGAACGAGGAGCUGCUGUGGAAGCUCCAUAACGGAGAUUUGAGUAGCCCCCGCAAGUUGUCCCCCACCUCAACCUCCCACUCCUUCAGCCUCCAAUCACCUCGCAGCUCUGGCCUGUUGUCCAGCCCUCCUGUGUCACCCAGAUAACGAUGGGCCCCUGCGUCCAGAGCCCCUCGUCUUGACUUACCCCCUCUGGAAAUAAGAGCCAUGUUUGUUCCUUUCUCGCUUGGCAACAUUACAUCCUAACCUUGGCUUUUUCAGGAUUGGAUGAACUGAUACUUUGUGUACAGACACCCUGUAAUCUGUUAUAUUGAAAAACAGAAAGAAAGAAAGGAAAAAAAAAAAGCAGUUGCACAGAAGCACUUAAUAAGCGGAGUCACCUUGCUCUUUGCCUUUCACGUCUGAUAUCACCAAUGGGGGGUGAGUUAAAAGAAAAUCUCAGGACUUCUUUGUAAUGAGACAUUAUUUUUGUUACUUGUGCUUGUUAGCUUGGCUUUACUUAAGCUCAACACAUG
Molecule: messenger RNA, 4612 nt
Organism: Scatophagus argus
Lineage: Eukaryota; Metazoa; Chordata; Actinopteri; Scatophagidae
Gene: mtus1a
Product: microtubule associated tumor suppressor 1a
Exons: 16
Coding region: 198-4244 (1348 amino acids)
Cellular component (GO): nucleus; cytoplasm
Molecular function (GO): microtubule binding
Source: RefSeq, a predicted model, not a curated record